Neodiprion virginianus is the source of this 8203-nucleotide messenger RNA. Its product is annotated as acetylcholinesterase-like. The coding region runs from base 334 to 2208 and encodes 624 amino acids. Gene Ontology annotation, molecular function: acetylcholinesterase activity. NCBI's taxonomy places the organism in Eukaryota, Metazoa, Arthropoda, Insecta, Hymenoptera, Diprionidae. The transcript has 8 exons. Gene Ontology annotation, biological process: choline metabolic process; acetylcholine catabolic process in synaptic cleft. The record is from RefSeq and is a predicted model, not a curated record. Gene Ontology annotation, cellular component: plasma membrane.
CGGCUCUCGAACCGUCGUCGCGACGCCGAGUUGCUCGGUGGUUUUCCUGCUGCUCAGGGGGCGCCCGCGCCCUGCGCUCUCGACGAGGCUCCGUCAUGCUCGGCAGUCAGUCGACCCCGUGCACCGCGGCACGCUGGCUGCCGGGAGGCUUUUCGCAUCCGCGUGUCGAAUACGGUAAACGAGCGUCGAACGGACGAGUGAAAACUAGCCGAGUGCCGAUCGCAUCACGUUCCGAUUAUUGGCCAGGAACCCGAGGCGAUGGAUUAGCCGAUCCGAGCCUGCGACGAGCUUGAAAAACGUUCGAAACCGAAGCCAAUCAUCAUCCGAGCGAUCAUGACGACCGCGUCGAGGGUGGCCCUCCUGUUGCGCCUCCUCCUCUACCUGGGGGGUGAACUCGGCGUGGCCGGGGGUUCGCGGGGGGUCCACGACGACCCCCUGGUGGUCGAGACGACGAGCGGUUUGGUGCGGGGCCUGUCGAGGUCGGUGCUGGGCCGAGAGGUCCACGUCUUCUACGGCAUCCCGUUCGCCAAGCCGCCGGUGGGACCGCUGAGGUUCCGAAAGCCGCUGCCGAUCGACCCUUGGCACGGUGUGCUGGAGGCGACGUCGCUGCCGAACAGCUGCUACCAGGAGCGGUACGAGUACUUCCCGGGCUUCGAAGGCGAGGAGAUGUGGAACCCGAACACCAACAUCUCGGAGGACUGCCUGUACCUCAACGUCUGGGUACCGCAGAAGCUCCGGCUGCGACACAAGGGCGCCGAGUCGCCCGGAAACGAGAGGGCCAAGGUGCCGAUCCUCGUAUGGAUCUACGGAGGAGGUUACAUGAGCGGCACGGCCACCCUCGACAUCUACGACGCUGACAUAAUGGCCGCUACCAGCGACGUGAUCGUCGCGUCGAUGCAGUACAGGGUCGGGGCCUUCGGCUUUCUCUACCUCAACGACCACUUCACGAACAGCGAGGAGGCCCCGGGGAACAUGGGACUGUGGGACCAGGCCCUGGCCAUCCGUUGGAUACGCGACAACGCCGCGGCCUUCGGCGGCGAUCCCGACAUGAUAACGUUAUUCGGAGAGUCCGCCGGCGGUGGGUCCGUGUCCUUGCACUUGAUUUCGCCGGUGACGCGGGGACUCGUGAGGCGCGGUAUCCUCCAGAGUGGGACCCUCAACGCUCCGUGGAGCUACAUGACCGGCGAGAAGGCCCACGACGUCGCCCGCGUCCUCGUCGACGAUUGCAACUGCAACUCGACCAUGCUCGUGGACAAUCCGUCACGCGUCAUGGCCUGCAUGCGGUCCGUAGACGCCAAGACCAUAUCCGUACAGCAGUGGAACACCUAUUGGGGCAUUCUUGGAUUCCCAUCCGCGCCCACCAUCGACGGGAAAUUCCUUCCCAAGCAUCCGCUGGACUUGCUGAAGGAGGGAGACUUCGAGGACACCGAGAUAUUGAUCGGCAACAACAAGAACGAAGGAACCUAUUUCAUACUGUACGACUUUAUCGAUUACUUCGAAAAGGACGGACCGAGUUUUCUGCAGCGUGACAAAUUUCUCGACAUCAUCAAUACCAUCUUUAAAAAUAUGUCGACUCUCGAACGAGACGCGAUCACCUUUCAAUAUACCGACUGGGAGCAUAUCAGCGAUGGAUACCUGAACCAGAAAAUGAUCGGCGACGUUGUUGGCGAUUACUUUUUCAUCUGUCCCAGUACGCAUUUCGCCCAACUUUUCGCCGAACGUGGAAUGAAGGUCUACUACUACUUUUUCACUCAGAGGACGAGCACGAAUCUUUGGGGCGAGUGGAUGGGCGUCAUGCACGGGGAUGAGAUCGAAUACGUAUUCGGCCAUCCCCUGAACCAGUCUCUGCAGUACAACAUAAAGGAGCGGGAUCUCUCCCUCAGGAUGAUGCAGGCAUAUUCGCGAUUCGCGCUUCUGGGAAAACCGAUGGCUGAGGGUGUUGAGUGGCCGACUUAUUCGAGGGAUCAACCGCAGUACUUUGUGUUUGACGCGGAAGAAAGCGGCCUUGGAAAAGGUCCUCGAGCAACAGCCUGCGCAUUCUGGAAUGAAUUUCUUCCACGGCUGAAGGGCGUUCCUGAUCCGCCCGAAGCCUGCGACGCGGCUGUUGCCUCCAGCGUUUCAGCGGGUGCAAGACGGCUUUACGAUUUCGUAUGCAGUUUGAUACUGCUAGUUUCCUGCACGCUGAUAACGAUCCCGAUUAUUGCAUAAGAUAAGAGGUAGAAAUAAAAAUAAAUAAAAAUCCCCCUCACACGUUCUCGCUGCAGGCUGUAAUAGGCAAGCCCAACAAGUUCCAAGACGUGUCCCGAUUUGGACAACACGGUGUGUUAAAGGAAAAGAGAGAACCUGAAGAAGAAGAAGAGGAAGAAGAAGAAGGAGAAGAAGAAGAGGAAAAAGAAGAAGAAGAAGGAGCGGGAGAAAAUGAAGCAGCCCGUGAUUUUCAUCAACUUGAAUUUCAUUUGCUCGCAGAAAUUGGCUUAGGUCGAGACGAGAUUACAACGCAUGUCGCUUACAUUACUCCUCGUUGUAAGUGCUACACCAUAGAAACUUAUUAUCCCGUAUGAUUCAUCCUCGAUAAUGAUGUGCGCGUCGGUCUGACCGAUUUGCAGAGGUUGUAAUUUGGUUGGAAUUGAACACGAAUCGGAUGUGGAGAGAGAAAAAUCCCUGACCAGAAAAAAAAAAACAAUGUAAAAAAGUAGCAAAGAAGAUAUUCACGGUAUCGGAGGAAAAUUAACCGAAAAACGAACGCAGAUAGUGAAAAAAGAUGAUACAUAUUUUUUAGAUUAUAAUUGCAUGACCAUUUAUUGUUUAUAUAAAUAUCAACGUGUGCAAUUAACGAUAAUUGUGUAAUAACCACAUAUGUGUAUAAAUUGUUGACAUAAUUUAACGCUUGAACACCGCAUUAAGUUAUUUGGAUUAUCAGAAUGUAAAGAGGAAAAGUAACGAGAAGAAAAAGAUUCGUUUUCGAAGGGAGGAUACACGAACCGCAUCGGUUGUUGAAUGUCUGAAUUUCGACUCGAUACAAAGCUGUGGAGUGAAAUCGCGUGUCCGAGCUUUGGAGGGCUUUUCUGAAUAAAACAUUGUCCGUCGAUCGUAAAUAUUUUACACCCUAUAAUUCGACGGUUUAUGGAUUAAGUCGAAACCCCGCGUCCUGGAAAGAUCUGCAAGCACCAAUUUACCUUGCGCCUCACGUGCAUGUCGUUUUUUCACCGUGUAAAUAAAAUUUUCAGCAAUUUUUCUCCUAUCUCUGUCCGUUGUUCGAAUGAUCUAUGUUUUAUGAUUGGCCGUUCGGACGGAGGGUUCGCGUAAAAAAUACAUGCUGUUCGGUUUCUCAAUUUUCGGUUAACACUAUAGUCAAAUGAUUGGGAUAAGCGAUGAAGUUAUUAUCCGAAACACCGCGUGUUUGGUCCAAUGAUUUAUAGUCCUUAUGCCUAAUAUUAUAUACGAUAUGAUCCAAAAUCUGACGGAUACUGUAAUAGAAAAAAAAAGAAAAAAAAAAACAUAGAAAAUUUUCCCCUUUCGAGAAUAGAAUCAAUAUACGAAUGAAUGUACAAUGCAUAAUUAUUCGUUCGCAAUUGAUUUGUCAAUCAGAUCACGGUGAAUGUGUAAAAAGUAUAAAAUAUCGAGCCAGUCGGUGGGCUAAUAAAAUUUAGUACACCACACCUAAUACAUGUUCGUCACCUAUGCGUAUCGCAUUAGAAUAUCUAGAACGCAUUCAAAAAUAUAACAAACAAAUAAACAAAAGUCAAACAAACGGGUCGAAAUUUAUAAUUUCAAAUUAUAUAACAUAUCGCUCUUGCGACGUCAAACGAAUAAUCGUGCAUUGCUGUAUUAUAUGUUAUGCAUGUAUAUGUAUACAUAUACUUAUAUAUACAAUAAUAUACAUAAACAAAAUGAAGCGAUCGGAGGAGGAUCGUGGAAAUCUUCGAUCACAUGUAUCUAGAUCCGUCCGGCAAUCGGAUUCGGGGAAAAGUGAUGGCUGGGGGUGAAAUUGAAACGAUAAAUAGAAUGGCGAAUCGAUCUUUCCGUAACAUUCACUCGUUUUAGGAAGGAUGGUUGUCCGAAGAUUUAUACUUUUUAUUAGUUGAGAAGGAGAAUUAAAAAAGGAUUUAAGUGCAAUUUUUGUCAACAAAUAUCCCAUGCAUCAUAUGACUAACAAUAAGCAGCGAAGAAACAAUAGUUUCUCUCCGUUUUUUGUAUUUUUAAUUUUCAAAUAAGUACUAGUUACAGGCACUUGCUGCCUUUUUUAAUUCUUCUCUUCAAUGUUGUUGCGUGAUAAUCGUGUGAUUAGUAUAAUCAAUGAAAUUAUUAUAUUCCUAAGCUACGAGAUAGCUUUUGAGAAAAAUACGGGUGCAUUAACAUGUGUAGUAAAAUACUCGAAUUAUAAAGCAGAAACUUGUCGCUACACAUCGACGUUUCGUGUCAAAUCGCUUUAUAGUUGUUACACUUACAGUAGUGCCGUUCAGUUUUAAUUUAACCGGCUAAUUCCAUUCAAGAGAUCAUAUUUUCUACAAAGUUACAGAAACCGAUUUUGUACCUUAGCAAUUAGUUAAAUAUUGACAUCUGUUGAUCGUAAUCCAUCUCGAUGCCGAUAACGUAAAAUUAAAUUUUCAACGAUGCCAAAAUAUUUUUGAAAAAAAGGAAAGUGUUUCGGUUAUUUUUUUAGAAAAUAGUCUUCUGAAUUUAAUUUUAUUUCUAAUUCCAGCAUGUGAUAGUUUUGCUUGAGAAUAUGACAAUUUUAUAAAUUAUACGCAAUUAUUAUACUACUAUCUCGAAAUAAAAUUAAUAAUAAUUAGAUCGCUUUAAAGCUGAGCAACAUCCAUAAUGAAAGAAGAAAAUGAAACAAAUUCUGAAGUAAGACGAUUGAAUGUAAAGUAAGUUGGAUCGUAUAGAAAUUUUCCCAACGAACCACGACUCGUUCAAAUUGAUUACAAAAUCGGUUUUAUGAUACAUGUGCAUCUAUCGUAUCUUCGGAAAACAGUUGCGUGUACAAGUCCCUACCUAAUUUAAUACGAAAUGUCUGCACCCCAGUCGUAAGUGUACAGUCGUAAAUUCAUUCAAAUUAAGAGAGCGUCCAGAUUUAAUCGAUCAACUAAUUUCCACGCAUUUAGUAAUAUACAUAAAACUUACGUAAGCAUGCAAUUAUAUUGUUUUUCGCGCUAAUUAGUCGUGAAUGGCUCGCGGUAAUGCCAGUAAAAAUUGAAAACCGUCACGUCCGCACAUCUACGUGCCACAAAACACGAUUCGACUUUUUAUUUCUUCCGUAUUAUAUACAGCUGUUAAACAAUUCAAUGAAUUUGGCUGCUCAUUAGGAUAUUACGAUUAGGUGGGACGAGGUAAUUUAUUAACGAAUAAAAAUUUACGAUUUCUCGAUGACGAAAUAUGCGGUCAGCAUGUGCUCGGGAUGCAAAUUGUUCGAGGAAGAGAGAAAAAAAAUGAUAAUAAAAAUAAUAAUGUUCAAAAAAAAAUCAAUGUCAAUAAAUUGAAUAAUUUUAAACACCUGGCCGACACGAGAUCGAUUAGCGAUUCUGGUCACAUGCCACAUAAUGUAAAUUCUACAAAGUCUCUUACUACUCGUCGGAAUUAAUCACAAUGAGUAUUGGUAAUUAAUUCAUGAGCCUGGUUUUAUACGCUGUCAAUAGUUACUCUUUGAUAUUUGAUUUUCUUUUUUUUUUAACUGUGAAGCAAAAAACGUUCAGCGAUUCACAUUUUUUAGUUAAAUUAAGACACCUAGUUGUGAAAAUAAAACAGCUCAAUAAAACUUCAUGCGAAAGAUUGUAUCUGAAACUCGACUUCGGGCAAAAACGUAAAUUUUAUCAAAAAUGAAAAAAAGCAACACUCGUCCAUAAAAAUUCUUAGUCAUUUCGAAUCUAUGAUAGUUACUAAAAAUAAAAAAAACGAUAACUUAAAAAUGUGAACUUACCGUCGCGACCCAAUGAGCUAGUUAGUUCGAAUAAAUAAUAUCGAUGACACACUUUAUGCAAAAAGUUGGUAAUUCGGCGCAUAGAGCUUAUAUACGGCAAAAUUUAAUUUAAACCCUGUGAUUACAAUUUUCACACCUGUUUCGAAAUUUUAUUUGUCAUCAAUUGAAUUUUUGGCCCAUUUUAAAACUCCAAUAUGCAAUCUAUUUCGAAAAUUCGAAAUUCAUGUGUCAAUUCUCAAGACUGUCGUAAAAUUUCGUAGCAAGAUAUAUCAGUUUUUUAAAUUCAAUAUUUUUCUCCUCGACAUUUUUCAUCACAUUUCAAUUUUCGAAUGUGGUAAUGAAAUUUCACACAUCCAGUAAUUAAAAUUUUUAAAGCAGUUUUAUAAAUUUUUUAACAACAUUUGUUAAUUUUACACGAAUAGUGUUCUGUACAUGAACACCUGCUUUAUUUGCGGGGUCUGAGGCUUCGCCAUUCCUCGUAAAUGAUGUACGUGUACAUAUAACUGCAGUCAAUUACUCUAAGCAGAAAAUUUUCGCAAAACUGAUAAUUUUCUUUCACCUAACUUUGAAAAAUGAUUUUCGCCGUUCUGCUGACGGUUUCAAGUUCAAAGAACUCAUUCUUCCGCGGGUGCGAUCCAGUAAUCCGAGGAAGAAACGAACUAUGUUGAAUUUUCUAGUUCCGUGUAAGGUUGUUACACAAAAAUGCGUUAUUUUUCCGCUGUUAAUUAUAAGCACCGUACGAUCACCGAGGAAUGUUUGUGAAGAUGCACAGAUUUACAAAAAAUAGUAUAAAGCUAAAAGCAUUAAUCCAAACAACAUGCGACAUUCGUCACGCAAGUGUGUAAAUCGAAAGGUGUAUUCGGCCUAAUCUGAGAUAUCAAUCUAGAAAGUUUGUACAAUAAGCCGCCAGUCCAUUCAUGGAUUCUCUGAUUUGAAAUAGCGGUGAAUGUUUUACCGUAUAUAUCCAAACAGCAUUGAUUCCGCAUGCCUGCUUGAUUAACUUUUAAUGUCAUAUUAAUACGCCGGCCAGAGAUCUAUCCGUCAGAUAUCUCGUAACAGAGGCACGUUUCAACCCCUCGAGUAUAUGGUAAAAGUAUUUUUCGAUGGUUUUGUCAUUCCUUUCGUUUACAUAUGCGUGCAAUGGAUAUGUAACAAAAGGAUACGCCCGAAGGUGAUAUAAUAGCAAAACGACUUACGGUAUUGAUUAAUUCAAAGGAGAAAAGCGAGGAAAGUUACAUAUUUAACGAUCCGCAAUUUGUAAUUAUCAAUAUGGUGAUAACGACCAAGAGUUUUCAUUGUAGCCGAGGCUCGAGGCUAUUUAUUUUAUUCUAAGAAUACCGUACUUAUCACACGAUAGAAAAGACACUCCCAGCCGACCGCAUCGCUCUAAAUUUAAGUUUAGACUUUAUGCUUGCAUUGUUAAUAGCCAAGAUCAAUGAUGCCUCAUACCGACUGCCCUCGUCUGUCUCUUUAAUUAUUUCCAAUUAAUUGGAAAUUUAGGGAGAUUUCGUAGCACGAUUCGGUCCCAGACACCAGUCAGCAUCGAUCUAUACUCCUAUCUGAAUUGGAUACCGGACGAGAAAAACAAAAAAAAGAAAUAGACUAAAACUGGUGAGAAAAUAAAACUACAACAAUAACUAAUAACAGAAAUACAAGAAUAACGAGCCAACCGCGCUCCGCGCCAUAAAACGUGGAUUUACAAGAUUAUCCACUUAAAGCAGAGAUUCGAUUUUUUAUUAGCGUCACAUUGAAAUCGCACAAGUUUGUCGUAUUUUUUUAAAUAUCGUACGUAACCCGAGGAACAACUGUUACAUAACAUCAUCGUUCAAAUUUUUUUACACCGAAAAAAAAAAAACCAAUUCGGAUUUAAUAGUGGUUUCCUAACUCGAAAGGAUAAUCAUUUACAUAUAUAGAACUGCAUGUGAAUCUCGAAUUCCUAUGUUUGCACCUGAGAAAAGGGUUGAAACUGUGCUGAGUGGUUGUAAUGUUUUAUUCAGAUACGCGUGCACGGGAAUUUGCGUAUUCAAAGGGUGUGAGCGUCGAGAAAAUAAGAAGCUAGAGAGAGAGAGAGAGAGAGAGAGAGAGAGAGAGAGAGAGAGAGAGAGAGAGGAAGAGGAAAAAAAGAAGAGAGUAAAAUCGAAUUCUCAAGCGUUGAACGAGCCGACGUGUGCAGACGUGAGAAAAUGUCAGAUCGAAUAUUCCCAGUAUAAAUAUAAUGGAUGUGCGCAAACUUUUAAAACAGACUUUCAGUUAUACAUAAUAAUAAAUGAAUAGAUUUGUGAA